AUCAUUUCCUAGCAACCAAAAGACGCUGUACAAACAGAAUGGCAAAAUUUGUGCUCGCUGGUAAGUCUGACUGUCCUCACUUUGCCAAAGCGGAGCUUCUAUCAGACUCAUUGCAGAGAUCGCUGCCAAACUUCAGGGUCCAUAAGAUCCCCAUCCUCCCACAGGAAUGGAAAGAGUGGCUGGAGGCCACGUGCAAAACAAACGGCUGGAAACACGAGAAGUCGCCUUUAAUCUGGAGGGAGCUGGUGGAUCAAGGAGGCAAAGGGACGAUUUUAGGAGGCUUCAGCGACUUCCUUGAGCACUGUCAGAAUUACUACAACGUGACGUCAGCGAUGUCCACAGAGACGAUGUUGAGUGUUGCAGCAUAUAAUCUGGAGAGUGGGAUUAAGGAGCAGGAAGGCGUCGCUCUCAUCAAACCUCUUCACAUCUGGAUCAGCAGUGCCCUCAGCCUCACCUGCUCUGUCCUAAUCCCUAAUCUGGUCACUGCUGAGGUUUUCCCUCAGGCUGCUGCAGUCAGCCUUCAUCUGCUGGACCUGGAUGAGGAGGAGGAGGAACUGCAGGUCAUGAAGAUGGAGGUGGAGGAUCUGGCUCUGCCUCUUCUCCACCAGGUGAGCAUCCACACAGACGUGGACGAGGCCUUCCACGGAGCAGAUGUCGUCCUGCUGCUGGAUGAACGAUGCUCUGACGACAGCGACGAGAACCAGAGCGUAGAAGAAAAGAAGGAGAAGUGGAGAAUGAAGAAAAUCUCACAACGAUACACAGAUUACGGACGACUCAUCGACACCAGAGCCGACGAGCAGGUGAAGGUUGUCGUCUGUGGGGACUCGUUUGUCAACGCCAGAUGUUCUCUGCUCGUGGAUGCCGCUCGCUCCAUCAGCAGCGACCGUUUUGUCGCCAUGGCAACGCAGCUGGAGACCGAGGCCAGGGCCAUAAUCUCAGAGAAGCUGAGCGUGAAGACGUCAGAUGUGACAGAUGUGAUCGUGUGGGGAAACAUCAGCGGCAGUUUCUACGUUGACCUGCAGAGGGCGCAGGUGUUCAACUUUAACGGGCCAAUAAGAGGACCGCCUUCUUUCUCACUGUCACUGCUGAAGAUCUUCCACCACAGGAAAUGGCUGGAGUCAGACUUCCAGGACUUGGUGCGUCGUCGUCGUGAUGCGGUGACUUCCAAGACCGGACACGGAGCGGCGGCCAUGUCAGCAGCUGACGGAAUCCUCACACUUCUCAAAGCCUGGAACGGCAGCUGUGGCCCGGACAGAGUCUUCUCUCUGGGUGUCGUGUGUCCAGGUUUCUACGGCCUCCCCGACGGCGUCGUCCUCUCCGUUCCCGUUUCCUUCGCAGACGGCAAACACUCAGUGUUGGUGCCGGACAUGAGCGUCAGUGACGAGCUGAAGCGGAGGCUUCACCUCUCUGCCAGUGAACUCACACAGGAAAAACUGGCAUCAGAGAACGACGGCGACGACAACAAAUAAGCCACAUCUCUUUCAGUUUGUCCUUUUAUUCUCUCAGUUUCACACAAUAUUUGCUCUUUUUAGAUUAUUUUUUUCCACUUAAAUGACAAAAGAAUAAAAACAA
Solea senegalensis (Senegalese sole) is the source of this 1572-nucleotide messenger RNA. It is a transcript of the gene mdh1b, whose product is annotated as malate dehydrogenase 1B, NAD (soluble). The coding region runs from base 39 to 1469 and encodes 476 amino acids. The transcript is spliced from 10 exons. Gene Ontology annotation, molecular function: L-malate dehydrogenase (NAD+) activity. NCBI's taxonomy places the organism in Eukaryota, Metazoa, Chordata, Actinopteri, Pleuronectiformes, Soleidae. The record is from RefSeq and is a predicted model, not a curated record. Gene Ontology annotation, biological process: oxaloacetate metabolic process; tricarboxylic acid cycle; malate metabolic process.